AUGGAUUGUACGUCGAAUAAUUCUAUGCCUGAACUGUCCGAAGAUGAAGACGAGAGUGAACACAUGUUAACUGGGAUCAAGAGCUUGGAUGGAGAUACCAGGGAUGCGACAAUACAGCCUGUUUGCUGCAGUGAAUACUAUCAUGACGAGGAGCUUGACAAGUGUUUGCCAGUAUGCAAUAUGGGGUGUAUAAACGGCGACUGCGUAGACGUAGACAAGUGUGUAUGCGAGCCGCCACUGAUGUUCCUCUAUGGCGCUUGCGUGCAGCCUGUGUGCAGCUCCAUCUGUGUGAACGGGCGCUGCGUGGCGACCAACCGGUGCGAGUGCAGCCCCGGCCACGCGCCCGACCCCGGCGACGCCUUCAAGUGCAACCCCAUCUGUGACACCCCCUGCGUGAACGGCACCUGCGCGGCGCACAACAAGUGCAUCUGCAGCGUGGGAUACGAACCUACAGGCAACAGUGCAGUCUGCAGGCCUGCUUGCGCUGGCUGCGACCAUGGACAGUGCGUUGCGCCAAAUCAAUGCAUCUGCUCUGUUGGAUACGAACUUAUAAAGUCGACCUGCAAGCCGCAGUGCAAUUCUUGUAGCAACGGCGACUGUGUAGCACCGGGAAAGUGUGAAUGUCACGAAGGAUACGAGCUUAAAGGGGAAGACUGCGCGCCAAUAUGUUCACCACCAUGCUACAAUGGACAAUGUCUUGCGCCUAAUAACUGUUCCUGUAACCCUGGUUACAAUCUGACAGCUGCUGGCUGCAAACCUAUCUGCUCCAAACCUUGUGUUAAUGGUAAAUGUUCAGGACCCGAUUUCUGCUCUUGUGACACUGACUACAAGAAGCAUGACACCGACGAAUAUACUUGUUAUAAACUUGUACAUACAUGUUCACCACCCUGUAUCAAUGGGCAAUGCCGUGAGCAUAAUCAAUGUCUUUGUCAUCGUGGAUAUAAUAGGACUGAUAAUGGCUGCAAGCCUCGCUGCUGUAAGUCUGGGUGUGAGAAUGGACACUGCAAUAAGCCAAAGCACCACACGAAAUGGCAUAAACGUAAGAAUUCUGAAUAUAAGCCAGUGGGACUAUUUAGCACUUUUAGUGUAGCGGGUAUUGAAGGCAUGUGGGUUGCAAUCGCUGCUGGUGGCCUAUUCCUUCUCCUUUUGAUUAUUGUGAUGAUCCAGCUACUCUGUACGAGUACUAGCAAAUAGGAUGAAUGUAAUUGAAAUGAGGGGAACGGUUGCAGUUUCUCAUUGUGUUGAUUCGUGCGGUUCACCUAAGGCAGCUCUUACAGCAAACAUCAUAAUGUUUAUAUUAUUAUUUAUAUUACAGCCAAUAGAAGAUACAUGACUGCACUUCAUAUGGUUUCCAUAGUUUGUAUUUCAAAAUGGGUACAAGAUUAAA
Messenger RNA from Helicoverpa zea (corn earworm), 1387 nucleotides. RefSeq names its product von Willebrand factor D and EGF domain-containing protein-like. The record is from RefSeq and is a predicted model, not a curated record. NCBI's taxonomy places the organism in Eukaryota, Metazoa, Arthropoda, Insecta, Lepidoptera, Noctuidae. The transcript is spliced from 4 exons. Bases 1 to 1194 code for a protein of 397 amino acids.